This is a messenger RNA of Synchiropus splendidus (mandarinfish), 1273 nucleotides long. RefSeq names its product hydroxycarboxylic acid receptor 1-3 (gene hcar1-3). Gene Ontology annotation, cellular component: membrane. Gene Ontology annotation, biological process: G protein-coupled receptor signaling pathway. The transcript has 3 exons. Bases 28 to 1071 code for a protein of 347 amino acids. NCBI's taxonomy places the organism in Eukaryota, Metazoa, Chordata, Actinopteri, Syngnathiformes, Callionymidae. The record is from RefSeq and is a predicted model, not a curated record. Gene Ontology annotation, molecular function: G protein-coupled receptor activity.
UCGCUGUGACAGGGUCAAUACGUGUCAAUGACAUCACAGAUGACAGGAAAUGCCACUCCCCCAGCACCCAGUGGUGGUUGCCCCCCUGUAGGGAUUCAGCUGGAGGGCCUGGUUCUGCCCCCGGUUCUAACCGUGGAUGUAGUUCUGGGCCUGCUGGGGAAUGCUGUGGCUUUUUGGAUCUUCUGCUUCAAGCUGAGGUCCUGGAACCUGAACACCAUUUUCCUGUUCAACCUUGUCAUUGCUGACUUCCUGGCGUUGGUCAGUCUGCCACUGAGAAUUGAUGCCUUGCUCAGAGGCUACUGGGUGUUUGGCGAUGGCUUGUGUCGCGUCAACCUGUUCUUGAUGUUUUCCAACCGCUCAGCCAGCAUUGCACUUAUGACCGUGGUUGCCAUUUACCGCUACUUCAAGGUGGUCCAUCCUCACCAUCGCUUCAACAGGAUGACAAGGAGACAAGCAAUUUUGUUGGCGGCGCUGGUCUGGCUGCUGGUCAUCAGUCCUCGGGUCCCCAUGUUAGGCUACAACCACAUUAAGGGAUCAGGAAACACCACCCAGUGUUUCUUCUUCACCUCCUACAAGGAGGCUUCACGAGCCAUUAUCCUCCUGGUCGGCAUGCACCGUGUCCUGACAGUUCUGGAAUUCAUCAUCCCCAUGGGAAUGCUAACGUUCUGCUCUGUCCGGAUCUCUCACUUCCUAAAGGGCCGACAGAUGGGGGACCCUCGCAAGGUGCGAAAAGCCAUGCGAGUGUGCGUGGUCAUUGUUAUCGUGUUCAUAGUCUGCUUCAUGCCCACCACCAUCACCACCAUAGGGAUCUGGGCGGUCCGUUCAUAUCGGCCCUGGGACUGUGGGGCCUUCUACACCUUCACCCAGCUAAACAUUGUGUCCCUGGGACUCAACUUUCUGAACUCCGCUCUGGACCCUCUGGUCUAUGUCUUCUCCAGCUCCAUGUUCAGGAGGGUGGUCUGCAGGUCACUGCCUGCGGUGCUGCGUUGUGGUCCAGAAGAGACCUCUGAAUCAUCUCAGUGCACCAGCCAGCUGGAGCUCAAGUCCUCCAGUUACGGAGGACAAAGCUGACCCUGACAUGCUUUAAGACCAAUGGAGGAGGACAAAUAAUGAAUUAAAGCAAUAAUGAAAACCUUUGAAAAAUAAACAAAUCCACUUGCCAUUAAUGAGAAUCAGAAACACUUUAUUAAUCCCAAGGGAAAUUAUUUACAUAACAUGCUCUGUACCCGACAUAUCACAAUAAAAUAAACUAAUUUGGCUUCUUUACUUCACA